UCUCCCUCAGCAACGGUAAAGGCCGGUUUGCGACUUGUUCUCUUAGCCAACUAUCAGGUAUAAAGGUCGCCUGUUCACGAGCCGAAACCAGAAGCAUCUGCUCCUCCACCGGAUUAGGACCACCGCCACUAUGCUGCGUGCCUGCAUUGUCCUCGCCUUGGCCACCUGUGCCUUUGGUCACCCACCCAGCAGCUACACCCUCGCCAGUAACGUCGGUUAUGGCGUCGGCUAUGGCAACCUCGGCUAUUCCGGCCUCGGCUACGGUGGCCUUGGUCUCUCCCAUUACGGCCUUUCCCAUGGAGUUGGCUACUCCGGCCUGACUGGCUACGGUGCUGGCUACGGAUACGGAUACGCCCCAUCCGCCAGCUACGCUGUGGCUGCCCCAGCCGUUUCCCACACCGUCUCCACCUACCACACUGCUCCAGCCGUGACCGCUGUCCACGCUGCCCCAGCCGUGACCGCUGUCCACGCCGCCCCAGCCGUGACCGCUGUUCACGCCGCCCCAGCAGUGACCACUGUCCACGCUGCCCCAGCUGUCGCCACCUACGCCGCUGCCCCAGCUGUCACCAGGGUGGUCCAGUCCGCUCCAGUUUUCGCUAGCUACGCCGCUGCUCCAGCCGUGACCACUGUCCACGCUGCUCCAGCUGUUCAUACCGUCCACGCUGCCCCAGCCGUGACCGCUGUUCACGCUGCUCCAGCCUUCGCUACCGUCCAUGCUGCCCCAGCUGUUGCCACCGUCGCCCACGCUGCCCCAGCCGUUGCAACUUACAGCGUUGCCCAUGCCGCUCCAGCCGUCGCCACCUACGGUGUUGCUCACGCUGCCCCAGCUUACUACGGCUAUGGCGUUGGCUCCCUUGGCUAUGGUGCCGGCAGCUACGGCUACGGCCAUGGUCUCCUUGGCUACGGCCUGAACUAUGGCUACGGCCUUGGCUCGCCUCUCAGCUACUCCACCCUCCUCCGCAAGAAGAAGUAAAUUUACCCAUUCCUGACCCUCUGUAUGGACAGAAUUCACAAAGCAAUGCAGCAGCUUGUUUCGAGUUUGCAAUCAAGUUUAUUGGCUCUCACUUCAUAAUAAAGUGUUCUAUCAAAGAUGCCUGACUGUUUACAACGGUAUCA
Molecule: messenger RNA, 1116 nt
Organism: Dermacentor silvarum
Lineage: Eukaryota; Metazoa; Arthropoda; Arachnida; Ixodida; Ixodidae
Product: cuticle protein 63-like
Exons: 3
Coding region: 131-973 (280 amino acids)
Source: RefSeq, a predicted model, not a curated record